Suncus etruscus (white-toothed pygmy shrew) is the source of this 10521-nucleotide messenger RNA. It is a transcript of the gene SRCAP, whose product is annotated as Snf2 related CREBBP activator protein. The record is from RefSeq and is a predicted model, not a curated record. Gene Ontology annotation, molecular function: DNA binding; ATP-dependent chromatin remodeler activity; histone binding. The coding region runs from base 543 to 10121 and encodes 3192 amino acids. Lineage: Eukaryota; Metazoa; Chordata; Mammalia; Eulipotyphla; Soricidae. The transcript has 34 exons. Gene Ontology annotation, cellular component: Swr1 complex.
GAGGAGGCGGAGGCGGCGGCGGCGGCGGCCAUUUUGGUGAGGCCUCGGAGCAGCGGCGGUUCUCGGGGACUAGCUUCUCCCCGUUCUCCCGACCCACCGCCCGCUGUCUGCCGCGAGAGGAGAUCGAAGAGACCUGUCGGUGGCCGUCGCCGCGAGUCUCAUGGGGCUUUAAAGGACGCGCGGGCGGCGGCAGCGGCGGCGGCCGAGAGGGGGCCAGCCCCCCUCCUUGGAGGGGGGGGCGGCGUGCACGCCCCCGAGGACGCAGGUGGGAUUCUCAUUACGGCGGCACCGUGGAAGUACAGACUUUCACAGGGGUUGUCUCAGCUCACACAGUUGCUUCAGAGACCCUUGGACCUGAGCGGAGGCUGGGACGCCCUAGUGGGCCCCGGGCCCUGGAAGGCGGGUCCCGGUGGCCGGUGGCCCAGAAUGAGGCCAGCUCCCAGCAUGCCCUGCAGCCGGACGCCAGCCCCUCUGCCAGUAGCAGUGGUGACAGUGACCCAGUCAUUCUUCAGGCAUCCAAAGAGGAGCCUGGGAGUGGGACCAUGCAGAGCAGUCCCUCCCCUGCUCACCCUCAGCUCCCAAUCCUACAGACACAGAUGGUGUCGGACGGCAUGACAGGGAGCAACCCAGUGUCCCCUGCCUCAUCUAGUUCCCCAGCCUCUAGUGGGGCAGGUGGCAUCUCCCCCCAGCAUAUUGCUCAAGAUUCCUCUCUGGAUGGACCUCCAGGGCCCCCAGAUGGUGCCACGGUGCCCCUGGAGGGGCUCAGCCUCGCGCAGGCUGCUGACUUGGCCAACAGGGGUCCCAAAUGGGAGAAGAGCCAUGCAGAGAUUGCAGAACAGGCCAAACAUGAGGCUGAAAUUGAGACUCGAAUUGCUGAGCUGAGGAAAGAGGGUUUCUGGUCACUUAAGAGGCUGCCUAAAGUUCCAGAGCCUCCACGCCCCAAGGGCCACUGGGACUAUCUGUGUGAGGAGAUGCAGUGGCUCUCUGCCGACUUUGCUCAGGAGCGCCGCUGGAAACGGGGUGUGGCUCGUAAAGUGGUGCGCAUGGUGAUCCGACACCAUGAGGAACAGCGACAGAAGGAAGAACGGGCCCGGAGGGAGGAGCAGGCAAAGCUGCGCCGAAUUGCUUCUACCAUGGCUAAGGAUGUUAGGCAGUUCUGGAGCAAUGUGGAGAAGGUGGUGCAGUUUAAGCAACAAUCUCGGCUUGAGGAAAAGCGCAAAAAAGCUCUGGAUCUGCAUCUGGACUUCAUUGUGGGGCAAACUGAAAAGUACUCAGACCUUCUGUCUCAGAGCCUCAACCAGCCUCUAUCCUCCAGCAAAGCUGGUUCUUCUCCUUGCCUUGGCUCUUCCUCAGCUGCCUCUAGUCCUCCACCCCCCGUUUCCCAACUGGAUGAUGAAGAUGGGGACUUCCAGCCCCAGGAGGAGGAGGAAGAUGAUGAGGAGACGAUUGAGGUUGAAGAACAACAGGAAGGCAAUGAUGCAGAGACCCAGAGGCGUGAGAUUGAACUGCUUCGACGUGAGGGAGAACUGCCAUUGGAGGAGCUGCUCCGUUCUCUCCCCCCACAGCUUCUAGAAGGACCUUCCAGUCCUUCGAGGACCCCCUCAUCUCAUGAUAGUGAUACCCGAGAUGGACCAGAAGAAGGUGGAGAAGAAGAUUCCUCUCAGGUGUUAAAGGUUAAAAAAGCCCCAUCUGCCACGCAGCGCAAUAAGCGACCUUGGCAACCAGAUGAGGAUGAUGAAGAGUUUACUGCCAAUGAGGAUGAAGCGGAGGAUGAAGAAGAUACUAUUGCAGCUGAAGAGCAACUGGAAGGGGAGGUGGAUCAUGCCAUCGAGUUAAGCGAGCUGGCUCGAGAAGGUGAAUUGUCUAUGGAGGAACUGCUACAGCAGUAUGCAGGAGCUUAUGCUUCUGAUGCCUCUGCUCCAGACUCUGGGAGUAGUGAAGAUGAUGAAGAUGAGGUCGAGGCUAACAGUCUUGAUUGUGACCCAGAGGAGACUACAGAAGCUGAAGAAGCUCCUCAAGAGGAUAGUAGCAGUCAGUCAGAUUCUGGUGAGGAACAAAGUGAGGAUGAGGAAGACGAGCAUUCAGAGGAUGAAGAAACAAGUAGUUCACAAUCAGAAGAAUCUGAAUCUGAUGAAUCUGAGGAGUUGCAGUCACAGAGCCCUGCAGAUGAAGAAGAAGAUGAUGAUGAUGAUGAUUUUGGGGUGGAAUACUUGCUUGCUCGUGAUGAAGAGCAGAGUGAAGCAGAUGGGGGCAGUGGACCUCCCACCCCAGGACCCCCUACUUCUCUAGGUCCUAAGAAAGAAAUUACUGACAUAGCUGCAGCAGCUGAAAGUCUCCAGCCCAAGGGCUAUACCUUGGCUACUACCCAGGUGAAGACACCCAUUCCUCUACUCCUGCGAGGUCAGCUUCGGGAGUACCAACACAUUGGGUUGGACUGGCUAGUUACCAUGUAUGAGAAGAAGCUUAAUGGAAUUCUUGCUGAUGAGAUGGGACUAGGCAAAACUAUCCAGACCAUCUCCCUGCUUGCCCAUUUGGCCUGUGAGAAAGGUAACUGGGGUCCUCAUUUGAUCAUUGUCCCCACCAGUGUGAUGCUAAACUGGGAGAUGGAGCUGAAACGUUGGUGCCCCAGCUUUAAAAUCCUCACUUACUAUGGAGCCCAGAAAGAGAGGAAGCUCAAGCGGCAGGGCUGGACCAAGCCCAAUGCCUUCCAUGUUUGUAUCACAUCUUACAAGCUGGUGCUGCAGGACCAUCAGGCCUUUCGUCGCAAGAACUGGCGCUAUCUUAUCCUAGAUGAGGCUCAGAACAUCAAGAAUUUCAAGUCACAACGCUGGCAGUCACUGCUCAAUUUUAACAGCCAGAGGCGCCUGCUCCUAACAGGAACUCCCUUGCAGAAUAGCCUCAUGGAGCUGUGGUCCUUGAUGCAUUUUUUGAUGCCUCAUGUCUUCCAGUCUCAUCGCGAGUUCAAAGAAUGGUUCUCAAAUCCCCUAACUGGCAUGAUUGAGGGCAGUCAAGAGUAUAAUGAGGGUCUUGUCAAACGCCUCCACAAGGUUUUGCGGCCUUUUUUGCUGCGGAGAGUUAAGGUGGAUGUUGAGAAGCAAAUGCCUAAAAAGUAUGAACAUGUUAUACGCUGUCGACUCUCCAAGCGUCAACGCUGUCUUUAUGAUGACUUCAUGGCACAAACCACAACAAAGGAAACUCUAGCCACUGGCCAUUUCAUGAGUGUCAUCAACAUUUUGAUGCAGCUCCGCAAAGUCUGCAAUCAUCCAAACUUGUUUGACCCUCGACCUGUUACCUCCCCUUUCAUCACCCCAGGCAUCUGCUUUAGCACCGCCUCUCUGGUGCUAAGGGCCACUGAUGUCCACCCACUUCAGCGCAUAGACAUGGGUCAGUUUGAUCUUAUUGGCCUGGAAGGUCGUGUUUCUAGAUACGAGGUGGACACAUUUCUGCCCCGGCACCGCCUCUCCCGCCGGGUACUGUUAGAGGUGGCUACUGCUCCUGACCCCCCACCCCGGCCCAAGCCAGUCAAGAUGAAAGUCAACAGGAUGCUGCAGCCAGUGCCCAAACAAGAAGGUAGGACGGUUGUGGUGGUGAACAACCCACGAACAUCUGUGGGCCCUGUACCAGUUCGACCUCCUCCAGGCCCUGAGCUCUCAGCUCAAUCCACCCCUGGCCCAACUCCUCCAGUACUGCCAGCACCUCUGAUGGUAUCAGCGUCGCCUAUCGGGUCCCCACUUAUUCCAGCAUCUCGGCCCCCUGGCCCAGUUCUAUUGCCCUCACUGCAGCCAAACAGUGGAUCUUUACCCCAGGUGUUGCCAUCCCCUCUGGGGAUCCUGAGUGGGGCUUCACGACCUCCCACACCGACCUUGUCCCUGAAGCCCUCCCCACCUGCUCCUGUUCGUCUAAGUCCUGCCCCACCCCCAGGCUCCUCGAGCCUGUUGAAGCCCCUGACAGUGCCACCAGGAUACACCUUCCCAGCUGCCACUACCACAUCUACCACCACACCCACAACUCCCAGCACAGCCUUGCCAGCUCCAGCACCUCAGCGCCUCAUCCUGUCUCCUGAUAUGCAAGCUCGCCUACCCUCAGGUGAAGUGGUCAGCAUCGGGCAGUUAGCCUCACUGGCACAACGUCCAGUGGCGAGUGCAGGGGGAAGCAAACCUCUCACCUUCCAAAUCCAGGGCAACAAGCUGACUUUGACUGGUGCCCAGGUGCGCCAACUUGCUGUGGGGCAGCCCCGCCCGCUGCAAAGGAAUGUGGUGCACCUGGUGUCAGCAGGGGGCCAGCACCACCUCAUCAGCCAGCCUGCCCAUGUGGCCCUCAUCCAGGCUGUGGCCCCGACCCCUGGCCCUACCCCUGUCUCUGUGCUGCCUUCUUCGACCCCCAGCACCACCCCUGCCCCUACUGGCCUCAGCCUUCCGCUUGCUGCUAACCAGGUGCCACCAACCAUGGUGAAUAAUACAGGCGUGGUGAAGAUUGUAGUGAGACAGGCUCCUCGGGAUGGAUUGACUGCAGUACCUCCAUUGGCCCCGGCACCUCGACCUUCAAGCUCUGGGCUUCCAGCUGUGUUGACUCCACGACCCACAUUAACUCCUGGUCGGCUUUCCACACCCGGGCUGAGUGCUGCCCGGUCACCCAUACCCUCAUCCACUCUGGUGAGGCCCCUUCUCAAGCUGGUUCACACUCCUUCACCUGAAGUUAGUGUGUCGGCACCUGGAGCUGCUCCCUUGACUGUUUCCUCUCCUCUGCCCGGGCCAGCCUCUUCUCCACUGCCGGUUCCCAACUCCUCACCCCUUGCCAGUCCUGUGUCCUCGGUUCCAGUGUCGUCUUCACUGCCUAUCUCUGCCCCUACCACACAUCCUACCCAGUCCUCAGCUUCACUCACCAUCCCCAUCUCGGCCUCCUUGCCUGUUUCGGCUUCUGGGCCAAACCUGUUGACCAACAUGACUCCAACACUGGCACCUGUUGUGUCAGCAUCUCCUGGACCCUCUUUGGCACCAGUUGGAGCUUCCUCAUCAGCAUCAACCUUGACUCUCGGUUUGGCCACAGCUCCAUCCAUAUCCCCACCUCAGGCUUCUGCUCAUCCUUUAUUGUUGGCUCCUGCUUCUUCACAUGUUCCAGGGUUGAACUCAGCCGUGGCCACAGCAUGUUCACCUGUCCUGGUGUCAGCUUCAGCUCUGGCCAGUCCUUUCCCUGCAGCACCAACUCCUCCAGGUCAGACUUCUCUUCUGACGUCAACACCUUCAGUGUCUCAGGCCUUAGCCACCUCUCUGUCUCCCAUGGUUGCUUCACAGACAGCGAUUCUGGCUCCUUCAGCUCCUCUGACUCCUCUUCCAGUCCUGGCUUCAUCGCAGACUCCAGUUCCGGUUUUGGCUUCUUCAUCUACACCAGGAACUACUUUAGCUUCAGCUUCUUCGCUGGUUCCAGCCCCAACUCCUUUGUUGGCUCCAUCAUCAACUCAAACUAUGGUACCAGCCCCAGUUCAACCAGCCAUUCCAAGCCCUGCUUCAACACAGACACUGACCUUGGCCCCAGCUUUAGCAUCUCCUCAUGUCAGUUCGUCUCCAUCUCAGACACUCUCAUUGGGAACAGGGAACUCCCAGGGAUCCUUUUCAGCUCAGACCCUGUCAUUGACUCCAGCAUCAUCCUUAGUACCAACUCCAGCUCAGACGUUGUCUUUGACAUCAGGACCACCACUUGGUCCUACUCAGACACUCUCUCUGGCUCCCCCACCCCCUCUGGCUCCAGCUUCUCCGAUGGGCUCUUUGCCAGCUCACACACUGACUUUGACUCCAGUAUCAUCAUCAUCUUCAAUGGCUCCAGCGUCAGUGCAGACAUUGACCUUGAGCCCUGCUCCAGUUCCAUUGCCUACUUUGGGCCCAACUGCAUCUCAGACUCUAGCACUGGCUCCAGUCUCAACACAGGUUCCAGCUUCUCAAGCAUCGUCCCUUAUGGUUUCGGCAUCUGGAGCAGCUUCCUUGCCUGUCACCGUGGUCUCUCGGCUGACUGUUCCCAAGGAUGAGCCUGAGACACUGACAUUGCGCUCUGGUCCCCCCAGCCCGCCCUCCACUGCUACCUCGUUCAGUGGUCCCCGGCCUCGGCGCCAGCCCCCACCACCACCUCGUUCCCCUUUUUAUCUGGACUCUCUGGAGGAAAAAAGGAAGCGGCAGCGGACUGAACGCCUAGAACGGAUUUUCCAACUUAGUGAGGCUCAUGGGGCCCUGGCACCCAUGUAUGGGACUGAAAUCCUGGAUUUCUGUACCCUGCCCCAACCUGUUGCCAGCCCCAUCAGCCCUCAUUCUCCUGGCCCCAGCCACCCCACCUUUUGGACUUAUACCGAGGCUGCCCGUCAGGCUGUACUGUUUCCCCAGCAGCGACUAGACCAGCUGUCAGAAAUCAUUGAGAGGUUCAUUUUUGUCAUGCCUCCUGUGGAGGCACCUCCCCCUUCCCUCCAUGCCUGCCACCCACCUCCUUGGCUGGCUCCACGCCAGGCAGCUUUCAAGGAGCAACUGGCUUGUGAGCUCUGGCCCCGGGCUCGUCCUUUGCAUCGCAUUGUAUGUAAUAUGCGCACCCAGUUUCCUGACUUGAGGCUCAUCCAGUAUGAUUGCGGAAAGUUGCAAACAUUGGCAGUAUUGUUGCGCCAACUCAAGGCAGAAGGCCACCGGGUACUUAUAUUCACCCAAAUGACGAGAAUGCUGGAUGUAUUAGAGCAGUUUCUCACCUACCAUGGACACCUGUACUUGCGUCUCGAUGGAUCUACUAGAGUUGAGCAGAGACAGGCUUUGAUGGAACGGUUCAAUGCAGACAAACGCAUAUUCUGCUUCAUCCUUUCCACUCGGAGUGGAGGUGUAGGUGUGAACCUGACAGGAGCAGAUACUGUUGUUUUUUAUGACAGUGACUGGAAUCCCACUAUGGAUGCACAGGCUCAGGAUCGAUGUCACCGAAUUGGCCAGACCAGAGAUGUUCACAUCUAUAGGCUUAUCAGUGAACGAACAGUGGAAGAAAACAUCCUGAAAAAGGCAAAUCAGAAGAGAAUGUUGGGUGACAUGGCCAUUGAGGGAGGCAACUUUACCACAGCCUAUUUUAAACAGCAGACCAUCCGUGAGUUGUUUGAUAUGCCCCUAGAAGAGCCAUCUAGCUCAUCUGUACCCUCUGCUUCUGAAGAUGAUGAAGAGGCUGUGGCCAGCAAGCAGACACAUAUCCUAGAACAGGCAUUAUGUCGGGCAGAAGAUGAAGAAGAUAUUCGUGCAGCCACCCAGGCCAAAGCUGAACAAGUGGCUGAGCUUGCAGAAUUCAAUGAGAAUGAAGGGUUUCCUUCUGGUGAGGGAGAGGAGACCAGUCGGCCUGAGGAUGAAGAGAUGUCCCGUGCCGAACAGGAAAUUGCUGCCCUUGUAGAACAGCUAACCCCAAUUGAACGCUAUGCCAUGAAAUUCUUGGAAGCCUCACUGGAAGAGGUGAGCCGAGAGGAGCUCAAGCAGGCAGAAGAGCAAGUGGAAGCUGCCCGAAAGGACCUGGACCAAGCCAAGGAAGAGGUGUUCCGCCUACCCCAAGAGGAAGAGGAGGGGUUAGGGGCUGGGGAUGAGGUUUCCAGCGGGACUGGUGGAAGCAGUCACCGACGUAGUAAGAAGGCCAAGGCCCCUGAAAGACCAGGGACUCGCGUCAGUGAGCGUCUUCGUGGAGCCCGGGCUGAGACUCAGGGGGCAAACCACACUCCUGUCACAUCUACCCAUCAUGCCCACAGCACCUCCAUGCCUUCUCGCUGCAGCCCUGCAAGGGAACGAAUUCCCCGACCAACACCUAGGCCUCGACCCACUCCAGCUCCAGCUCCAGCUGCAAUUCCUGCCCCAACUCCUGUCCCUGCUCCAAUCCCCAUUUCUGCCCCCAAUCCGAUAACUAUGCUUCCUAUCCAUAUCUUGCCUUCUCCCCCUCUUCCUCCACAGAUUCUUCCCUCUUGUUCUUCUGCUUGUACCCCUCCUCCUGCCUGUACCCCUCCACCAGCUCAUACUCCACCUCCAACCCAAACCUCUCUCUUAACCCCUUCUUCCCCUCUCCUGCUUGGUUUAUCUUCUGUACCUAUCUCUCCCCCAGUCACCAAUCUCCCCUUAGGCUUGGAGCCUGGGGCAGAGCAGCGUGUACAAGCCCUGGCAUCUACUGAGUCACUGGUUGAUACUGCCAGUUCUGAGACCUCUGCUCUUAUGACCGUGCCACCUAAGGAUCUGUUGCCAGUUGCUGAUGAGAUCCUACCUAUGUCGGAGAAGAACCUUUCUCUCACCUCUUCUGCAGCUAGCCCAACCCUGGAGUCUGGCAGUGUCCCCAACGGUCAAGAGCAGGAGGUACCAGAGCCUGCUGAGGGGACGGUCCUCCCAGUGCUGCCUGAUGGUGAGGAGAUGCCCAAAUGUCAGAGUGAGAGCAAUGGGCUGGAACUCCCACCUUUGGUAGCAUGUGAUGAACAACUUCAGGAGCCAUUGGAGGCCGACAAGAAUGCAGAAGAGCAGGCAGAGGCCCAGACCCCUUCCUCGAGCCCAGAGAAACCACAGGAACUUGCUUCAGCUGAGGUCCCGACCGUAUCAACCUCAUCCUCAGCCACCUCUUCACCUGAGGGUCCUUCACCUGUCCGGCCCCCUCGGCGUCGCACCAGUGCUGAUGUAGAAAUUCGGGGCCAGGGGGCCGGCCGACUAGGGCAGCCUCCAGGUCCUAAAGUGCUUCGUAAGCUCCCAGGACGACUAGUGACUGUGGUAGAGGAAAAGGAACUGGUGAGGAGACGGAGACAUCAGCGGGGAGCUGCCAGCACCCUAGUGCCUGGAGUCUCUGAGACUGUUGCCAGCCCAGGAAGCCCAUCUACCCAUAGCAUGUCGGGGACCGAAUCCUCACCCCCCACCAGUGGGCCCUGUGAAGCUGCUCUCCCAACUACAUUGCCCACCCCAACCCAGCAACCCUUCAUAGCUCGCCGCCGCAUUGCACUGGGGGUGACUGAUGGGUGCAGUCCGGAAAAUGGAGAAGGAGCAUUGCUUGCCAUUACUCCUCCUGCUGUGAAACGUCGGAGGGGGAGGCCCCCCAAGAAGAACAGGUCACCAGCUGAUGCUGGACGUGGGGUGGAUGAAGCCCCACCUUCCACCUCUAAGGGAAAAACCAACGGGGCUGAUCCAGCUUCUGGGGCUGAGACCCUUUCUGUUGCAGACCCUGUCCUGGAACCCCAGCUUAUUUCUGGGCCCCAGCCAGUUCAUAGACCCGAGCCCAUCAUUCUAUCACCUGUGGAGAAAAAAAGGCGCGGUCGGCCCCCUAAGGCACGAGACUUGCCCAUUCCUGGGAUGGUUUCAUCACCAGGGGAUGGCAGCUUAGAGAGCCGGACACAGCCACUCCCGGUGCCACCACUCCUAGCCUGUCCCACUGCUACUGUCGCCAACACUGUCACUACUCUCACCAUUUCUACAUCCCCACCCAAGCGGAAGAGGGGCCGGCCUCCCAAGAAUCCGCCAUCACCUCGGCCCAGCCAACUCCCUCUCUUGGACCGUGACAGCUCUUCUGCCCUGGAGAGCUGUGGAAUAGGGAGGAGGCGGCAACCUCAGGGCCAGGGGGAGAGUGAGGGUAGUUCCUCUGAUGAGGAUGGAAGCCGCCCUCUCACCCGCCUGGCCCGCUUACGGCUUGAAGCUGAGGGUAUGCGGGGACGGAAGAGCGAAGGGUCCAUAGGGGUGGCUGUCAUUCAGGAUGACUUGGAUUUAGCAGAGAGUGGGCCAGCUGGGUUAGAAUUGACACCUCCUGUGGCUUCACUGGCUCCAAAACUGCGCUCAACCCGGCUGCGUCCGGGGUCUCUAGUUCCCCCGCUAGAGACUGAGAAGGUGCCUCGCAAACGGGCUGGGGCCCCAGUUGGGGGAGGAACUGGGCUGGCAAAGCGAGGUCGUCUGCAACCCCCUAGUCCUCUAGCACCUGAGGGCUCAGUAGAGGAGUCUGAGGCCGAAGCCUCAGGUGAGGAUGAGGAGGGAGACGGAAUCCCACGUCGACGCUCUGGCUCUCGCCGCCUUGGUGGGGCCACCAACCAAGGGGACCAGCGCGUUCUGCGCAGCAGUGCCCCACCCCAACUGACUGGCCCUACAAUUAGUCACAGAGGCCGCAAGGCCAAGACGUGAGUGCGCUGCCCUUCCACUUAGGCUUUCCGCCAUGGUCCCUCUCCUUCCACAACCAGGCCUGACUCUGUUAACCACUACUUGAAGUCUUGGGGGGGAAAGCCUCCAGGAAGAUAUAGGGGCCUUCCCCUUCUUUCCACCAAAGUAGGGGUAGGCAACUGGUUGUCAUGGAAAUGGGGCUCUUCACAUAUCCCCUUCCCUUCCACCCCACAUGGCUGGGCAGUGUUAAGGGUGGCAAGAUAGUCUGUCCCCACCCCCUUGUACUUGAUUCCCCAGCAUCUUUCACAGCCCCCCACCCUUAGGGGAAGGGGGAGGGGCAUCUACAAUGAGUUUUUUCUUUUUUUUUUUCUUUUUUCUUUUUUUUUUUAAGAAGAAAAUAAUAAACUUAGUUUCUGUAUGAGCA